AUGGCUCUGCAGGGCGAACUUGAAUACGUCCGCAUGGGCUUGAGCGUGCGCGACCGACACGGACGCGUCGACAAGGCACGCACGGAGUACCUUCGCGCGGAGGCUCGGAGACGCGACGCGCUGGCCAGGGUCAUCAAGCAAUGGGAGACAUACAAAACGCGUUGGACGGCUCUCCUGGCUUCCGACACGCCCCUUGGUUUUGCGGACAUCCCAUGGCCUGUCCCUCAACAACCGUCUUCCACUCAUGAUCUCCAGCCUGAGGCCAUCGUCCAGUUCUUCACUGAAUCUCUUCAGGCGACCGGAACCGCGACGACCGAAUCCGACAGAUUGCGGAGUGCGCUUCUACGCUGGCACCCAGACAAGAUGUCCACGGUACUCGCGCGUACUGUGGUUGCCGACGCGGGGUCGGUCAGUGAAGGCGUCAACGUGGUCUUUCGUGCCCUCCAUGCACGCAUACAUCACGUCAAGGACACUGCGCCACCCCGUAGUGCGUAG
Trametes versicolor FP-101664 SS1 is the source of this 495-nucleotide messenger RNA. RefSeq lists its product as uncharacterized. The record is from RefSeq and is a predicted model, not a curated record. NCBI's taxonomy places the organism in Eukaryota, Fungi, Basidiomycota, Agaricomycetes, Polyporales, Polyporaceae. The coding region runs from base 1 to 495 and encodes 164 amino acids. The transcript has a single exon. Gene Ontology annotation, biological process: canonical NF-kappaB signal transduction.